Molecule: messenger RNA, 559 nt
Organism: Fonticula alba
Lineage: Eukaryota; Rotosphaerida; Fonticulaceae
Exons: 4
Coding region: 179-382 (67 amino acids)
Biological process (GO): translation; protein-RNA complex assembly
Cellular component (GO): cytosolic large ribosomal subunit; ribosome
Molecular function (GO): structural constituent of ribosome
Source: RefSeq, a predicted model, not a curated record
GUGUGGGGCGGGGAGAGGGGAACAGUUGGUGGAUGGUUCCCCCACCGGAGUUUGGGCCCAAGCCCGUGAUGGGUUGCACUUGAAGAAGACCCAUGUUGGUGUGUCUCCAGAGGAGAAAGGUCUCUCUCUCUUUGCUUUUGUCGUGAUUUUCCAAUCCCAAUCGUCGAGAGUAUCAAAGAUGGCCAAGCAGAUCACCCACGUUAAGGAGUUCCUUACCUUCACCCAGCGCCAGGACGCCGCCCACGUUUUCGUUAAGAAGACCGGCAAGGUCACCAAGUUCAAGCUCCGCUGCAGCAAGCACCUUUACACCAUCGUCAUCCGCGACGCUGCCAUGGCUGACCGCCUCAAGAGCACCAUCCCCGCCAGCCUCCUCAAGAACUAAAUGCUCGUUCAGAGUGAGAGUCGCACGGCAUCCGGACGCCCUUCCCCCUUGUCAUGAUGCUGUUCUGAUGCUCCCCGGCCCUUCUUCAGUUCUUUCUCCAAUAUAAGUCAACUGCGGCAUGCUUUCGCGCUCGCCACAGGCACCCUUCUUCUCCUCCCGAAGAGAGAGCUGUCCGAA